Durusdinium trenchii is the source of this 4602-nucleotide messenger RNA. NCBI's taxonomy places the organism in Eukaryota, Dinophyceae, Suessiales, Symbiodiniaceae. The record is from the annotation of a GenBank genome assembly.
GUUUCGAUGACUGCGAUAUCCAGCUCCACCACCUCCUCCACAUCCACCAGCAGUACGAGCUCGACCUCCACCAGCAGCAGCUCCACCCGUACCAUCACCACUACAAGCACACCGCUCCCACUGCUCAUCGAUCGAGCGGAGUUUUCGCAAGGAUUCUCCAGGCUCCUCAUUACUUUCAAUCAGCGAGACACCACUGCCGGGUCUGACCCUGACUGCGCGACAAUCUUUACCGCAGAUACCAUGGCUUUGCUUGGCUCUUCACCCAGCUGCACUUGGAAGGCGACCCAUCGGAGCCUGGACGUGGCCUUGGGUCAACAACCCACGGUACAGCCGGGGAGCUUACUGGAGACUUUGCCUGGUGCUUUGGCUCCCGAGCGCUUUGGCAGCCUGACUGCGACCGUCGAAACUGGCGAGGCUGUGGUACAGCCACAUGCAGUUGUGCAGGCGUCUCCCUUGAUUCUUCAAGCUUGUGGCCGUGUCCUGGUCUCUGCCGUGGCCUCCACCGGCUCUGCCGGUCGUGGCUUCACGGUCGUCUGGUCGUUGGGGCCACAGAGCACCGUUCCCUUGGCUCAGCAGCUGCAGGCAACAGUCAGCGCUGCCACCGAGCUUUCGUUUGAAAUCCCGACUUUGGAGUUCUUUGCCGCAGUGGAGACGACCAAAGCCACGAUGGGAAGCAGCUUUUACUCUACAGACAUCAAGCUUGAGUUCGUGGUUGAGAUCACCAAUUGGUUGGGUGUGUCGGACCAGGCCUCGGCAGUGGUGCAGCUGGAGAAGUCGGACGUGCCGAUUUUGAUCGUGAACCCGACAUCUCCAUUUCAUCGACAGAUCUUCAACAGUGAGGAAGUCAAGUUCUCUGUGGAGACAAGACAUGCUGACACCUCCUGCGGCACUCAGACUGCGGUCGAAACUCAAAACAUUGUGGUGAAUUGGGAAUAUCGAGAUGAAUCAGGAGCCUGGAUGGAUUUUGCCAAUUCCGCACUGAUCGAUGUGGACCGUCGCCCUGGCGCCUUGUGCUUUGACCCUUUCUCCUUCGCGGCCAACUCCACGCACCACUUCCGGGUCACAGCGGGCUACGCCAACUCCAAGGCCACGCAGUACAACUUUAGCCUUUCCGUGGCAGCAGCCCCUCCUGUGGUGCGGCUGGUGGCACCCAGCAGUGUCUCCACAGAGUGCAACUUCGGCUUGAAUGCUUCGAGUUCUUUCGAUCCCUCAUUGCCACUGGGUACAUUUGCCGAUCUGGCCUACCGGUGGAGCUGCGUGGACCAAGCUGGUGGUGACUGUGGACUCCCCGGAUCCACUGGUGCACAGCUUGACAUCACAGGCAAUCAAUUGGACGCAGGCAUGUACAACUUCAGCGUUCAGGUGAGCCGAGGAGCAAAUGUAGCAGAAGCCUUGUGGCAGCUCCAGGUGAGCAGUGGCAAUCGUUCUGUGCCAGUGGCCUUCGCCAUGCCCUUCAGCAGCGGCGAGGCUGUUUCCACGCAAGUGGGCCUUCGUGGGGCGGUGAGAGCCUACGUGCAAACCAGCACUGGCUGCUUUGUGCCGGAUGGCUGGGCAUGGAGCUUCGCUUUGGCAGAGGAAAGCGGUUCCUUCUUGUCUUUUUUAAAGACAAGCUCCGUGGUGGACGCUGAUGGGCUCACUCUCUCCUCAUCCGAUUUUCCGGGCUCGGCCUUAAUCCCAGGGCGGCGCUAUGUCUAUUGGAUGUUACAGAUGGAGACGCAGGAGGAAAUGGAUCUUUUGCAAUCUCAACUUCCCGAAUCUCUCACUGAAGCUGUUGCACGUGGAGCACGUGUGGUGGAGUCACCACCGUUUUUGGCGGAUGGACCACCCUCUGGUGGACUCGUGCAGAUCAGCCCGCCGCACGGGAUCGCCUUGACCACCUCCUUCUCUGGGAAGACCACAGGAUGGUAUGAUGAAGAUGUGGACAGUCUUAGCUUCGAAUACUAUCUCCUUCCACUCCGACAGAACAUCACACUCUCCGUUGGAGAUGGAGGAUCGCUGGCGAUCGAUGGCACCUUCGUGCCACCCAUGGUGGACUAUACCAACUCCACCAGUCCCAACUAUUGGGCGAAAUUGGGUGGAAGCGUCGGAGGGACGUUCCUGGCGAACGUCACCGACCCCUCGGCCGCACUUUGGGAUCUUCAGAUUGCAGCUGGGUCCUAUGUUAUGGCAGUGGUUGCACGUGACAGAUUAGGAGCUGUGUCCGCAGCAUAUGCCCCUGGACCUUUGGUGGAACUUCCCGCAGGCGGUGUGACUGCGGACAUGGCACUUCGAUUCCUGGAUUUAGCUCUCGCGCGAAGUGAUGAGUUUCCUAUACUGCACACCUUGGAUUCGAUCGCUUCAGUGGACGUGAUCACCAACAACUCGGCCGAAUUGGUGGCAGUCAUCGAGAAGCAGACGGAGGCCGUAGGCGCAGCGGCAGACGUCAUGGGGCCAUCUAUGGAGAGUCUCAUCACCUUUGGUGACGUUAUGACCCGGGUGCUGCCCACAACGACCGCCUCCGCUGAAGUCACUGCCACCAGCAGCGCAGCACUGACGGCCGUCACGGAACAGGUCUCCACUGCUGUGGAAACAGCACUGGAUGUCUCGCUUUCAUUUCAAGGCGUGAACCCUGCUGCCGGCUUGUCGCUGUUGCGUGCCACCUCCGCGGUGGCCGAAAGCUUCCAGAGUGUCAACAGCUCGACAGUGGAGCGUGAAGCGCAAACCGCCAAGCUGCAGACGCUGUUCUCCAAGCUGGGCACCGCACUGUUGCUGCAGCUGGCUGACGGCCAGACCACGGAGAUCGCCUCUGUGGCGAGCGACGGCACGGGCACAGAACUUUCCGUCUUCAAGGAGUUGGCGAGCACAGCUGCCGAGUUUGGGAUCACCUCCCUGGACACUCAGAUUCCGGGCUCAGCUCUGGGCCGGCGGUUGCAAAGCGAGUGCAACUCUUUGGCUGUGCAGACCAUGACCUUCCUGCGCAGCAAUCCCUUCAGCUACCUGUUCGAAAGCGAUUUGGGUCUGAACCGCUAUGUGCACCCAAAUGCCACGGUGAGUUCGCUGGAGAUCAAGCGCUGCGACACGUUGCUCGAGCGGUCGAACCUCGAUCCGCCUAUCACCAUGAAGCUGCCGCUGAACCCAGCAGUUGGAAGCCCACCAGAUGGCUAUUCCUUUGAACCAGCGUGCGUGCGACUGGAUAAGCAAGAGGGGCUCUCACAGGCUUGGACAUCUGCGUCAGUGACUUGGUUGCUUCCCUCAUCCAUCGAGGCCACUUCCAUCGAGUGCUUUUCCACCGAGUCUGGUGGGGUCUUUGCAGGCAUCUUCCUGCCGGUCCUUUUGCCUCAGACCUCCACGACAACGCAGACAUCGCAGACCACCGCGAGAGGGCAGAAUUUUGCUGCCUUCCCAAGUCCACAGGAUGAAGGUGCAGAAGGAGGAUUUCUGGCAGGUUCUAUUCUUGCUGGAUUUUCCCUGGUGACGGUCUGCGGGAUCAUCAUGUGGCAAGUCUAUCAGGGCAAUGUGUCUGUUGCCAGACCUGACCUAUCUUGGAUGGGCAAACCAUGUUUCAGGCAGACAGCCCCCUUGAAGCCAGAGACAGAGAUGAAGCCUGAUGUGAAGCCAAAGCAAGCUUGGGCAGAAACGGAAGAAGUGGUGCUGCAGAAGCAGAAGCAGAGGGAUGCCGAGGAGAACUUCUGGUCUUGGGUCACCGACCUGACGCAAAGCUCUCCCAGCCGCAGUUUGGGUCAACCUGGGCCGAGAGUUAUGACUCCAGGCGUCAGGGGCCCACCAUUGCCCCCCCUGCCACCUUUGCCUUUUGCGGUCUGGCAGCAAUCGGACAAGGAGGAGUACUUCAACAACUUCGCGGAGGAGCUGCGGCAGAGCGCACCGCCACCGCCGCCGAAGCGUCCGGCGCUUGGCUCUGUGCCUAAGCCGCCGCCGCUGCCAGUGGAGCGGCCGAUGUCGCCCUUCCCACCCUACGUGAACGCCUACCGGAUCGAGGUCCGUGUGCACCAGGACUUUUUGGACUGGGCCAACGACUUCCCUCUGGUCCCAGUGGCAGAGGAGGAUGCUUCUCCGCCACCUUUGCCACCUCCGCUUCCGCCGAAAGCAUGGGCAGCUGUGGACGACUCGGACGACGUGGGUUAUCCAAGUCCAAUUGCGUUGCCCAACCCCCGGCUGUGGCAGCAACAGGCUGCAAGCGCUGCGAGCAAGGCGAGGAGUGUUGCCAAAGCAGCUUUGCCCCUCGCGAUGCCGUCGAUGCCCAGCAGUCCACCGCCUAUAAGCGCCUCUCCUGCGAAGGCUUCAGCAGCUUCACCGGUCUCGCCGUUGCCUCCAACGGUGAAAGCCGGUUCAAUGUUGUCGAUGUCUUUGCCCGGGCAGCAGCCGCUGCACCCGCCAGUGCCCAAAGGCGCUCCCUCUCGAGCGUCUGGCGCCAGAACGCCUCGAGGCAUGAUGGAGAGUGAUAGAAAUGAGUCACCGCCAACGCCAAGAGAGUGAUCGCCCUUGCGAUCCGCUCGCACAAGCGAUAAGCACGGAGUUCUGAUGUCUCCAGGGCUCCCCCUCGCCGUGUCUAGUAGUUCGUUGAAGCCGUUGAUUUUAAAAAGGUUGCAAGGAACAUCAAGGAAC